AGGUCAGUCUUGGUCGAGCCUUCGCCUGAUGAGGGUGUUAGUUAGCUGCGCGUGUGUGUGUCAGUAGGUGUCAGUGUGUGUAGUGCUAGACCUUGUGUCAACUGGCAGCUUGGAUAUCUCAAGGAAAGGUACACCCUGGACGUGACUGUGGAAUACCUCAAGGAUCCUACUUGUGACCUUCUUUAUGUCUGUGGGUCUCUACUAACCACUAACCAAACACAGGGAUCAGAGCAAGGGUGUCGAGACUUGAAAUUUAUCAAAUGCCCGUGGCCCCGAUGGCUCGCCGACAAGAUCACAAGCCAUGGUGCCCAAGACUAUCCAAGAUGCGGCAAUGAGGGAGCCGGGUCCUGCACCACCGCCGCCUGUCAAGAGUCAUUCUUCCUCCAUUCUUUCCUCACUGCUGCACUCAGCCCACCCUCAGGGAGGCAGUGGUGGACUCCGUAGCUCCCCGCCACCUGCCCCUGUACGGGACGCCUCCAGCCUCAAGGCAGUCCGCUACGGCCCGGGACAUGAGAAGUUCCCCUCGUGGCCGGCUGCUGUGCCGUCCCGCCCCCAGGCCGGAGGCUCCUGCCGCUCCAAGUCGUGGACGGAGCAGACACACUACCCCAAGGAGGAACCACCAGUGAUCAGCCGGCCUUUUAACAAACGGAUCAACCCCUCCUUUAGCCAACAGCUGCGAACUGUGAUGGAGAGGUGUGAGAAGAUUGGGCCAGAGACGUACUUGCCGCGGCCGGACUGUGACGGAACUCGGGAGUACAAUGUGCCAUCGCCCCCAGAGCGAGAUGUAGGCCUCACUCAGGCAGAUCUGGAGGAGUACACUCGUUCCUACCAAGAUCCCACUUACACCCAGUUGGAGAGUCAGCUGACGCAAGAGGAGCUGGAGCAAUACAGUCGCGCUUAUGAUGAGGCUUCACUGCGCACUGUCCAUCAGACACAGGCGUCCUACGCUCAGUCAGAGGGCUACCACAGCUACGUCUCUAGCACAGACUCGACCACUACCACUCCCUUUCUCGACAGGUUACGCAGGGAGAGCGAGGCAGCACGGGUGGAGGGACAUGAGUCAAGUAGCUCAGGUUCGUCGAGUGAGACGCUCAAGUGGCAUGGCUCGAUGAGCGAUGUAUCAAGCACAGGAACGACACCACUCAUCGCUCACUCGGCCAAGGUCCAGACACCCCAGCGCCAUCAUAGUGAGAGUGUGCUUUACCUGAGCCAGCUGGUGCGACACAAUCAGAUCAAUAAUCAGCGUAAACUGUUCCCCGUCAGCACCUACACCGUCCAGCCUUGUGAGCAGCACUCACCCAGGUCCCCUCCUGCCAUGAGUGUAGCUGAGCGGAUAUGUGAGUUGGAGCGACAGCAAGCCGCACCUCAGCAGCCCCGCCCACCCUAUCCACCAUCUUACGACCCCUCCCACCGUCAUCCCCAUCCUCACUCCCACCCCUCUCAAGACCCCUCACGUGUCACAGACCAUGCUUCCCUCAAGGCCAUACAGAAGAAAGCUCUCUUGUCAUUCUAUGAGAGACAUCACUCGGCGUGGAAGUCGGAGCCACAACUAAGUCCUCCUCAGCCUCCUCCCAGACCUAAACCACCUCCCACCACCUCAUCUAAUGCUGCCAGCAGACGGUCAUCCUCGGCUUCAGAUUAUGGGAGAAGAGAGCAAAAGUUAAGUCAGCAAGUCAGUAAAGAAGCUCCAACACCAGGAGAAAAUGAAAACUUGCCUGUUCGACACCAGCAUAGUUCCAGUUGUGGCUCACUGUCAGCUGCUGUGUCUGGGCCGUUUAUCAUGGGACCAGCCAUCUCCAUUGAUGACUGGGUUCCUGCUAGACCACCCAAGAAACCUCACUUGAGAGCUGCAUACCCUGUGCCCCGGAUGUCUAGCCCCGACUUGCCCCCACCCUCCCCACCACCUGUUGUCGAGGACGAAGUUAUAGUCUCGGAUGAACCCUUGCCCCCACCGCCACCGGAGGAUCAGCUGCCAUUGAUCUCACCAUAUUCAAGAUCUCAAGAUCCCAAGUUUCAAUACCUUAACAAAUCUUAUCUGGGAAGUUCUAAUAUUAACUCAUCCAUCAGUCCAGAGAGUCCAAAAUCUUACGUCUCCGAUCGGUCAAAACCAGAACCUCAGUACGAGAAUCAGCCAGAGCUGAGAAGAUGCUCCAAAGUUCGAGAGUCAUGUAGAGCUUCUUUUAUGACCAUUCGGGAUAAAGAGAAAGACCUGGACAGGCAUUUUGAGAGAAAAGUUCGAGAAGACAGUCACUUAUCAAAUAUCAGUAAAAAUAGAGCUUUAUACCAGCGCCAGAAAAGUUUAGAGAGCUAUUUUAAAAACAGUAAUUUAAAAGAAGACUUUAGUAUUAAAGAUGAUCAAAUUCCUGUUGGGCCCAGAAUAAAUCUGGAUAGGAGAAGUAUUGAAACCCUCUUUCCAGCGAAAUCUGAAUUGAGUUUGAAAAACUAUGAAGAUAUUCAACCGGCAUCAUUAGAAAGCAAGCUUACAUAUCUUGAAAAUCAUAACCAAGCUUUCAAUAAACCAGGCCCUCAAACUCCUGUUGAUAAAAAACUUAGUUCCUUGCAGUUAAAGCCCUCGGGAGCGUUAAUGAAUCCUCUAAGAGCUUUGGAUGCUGGAAAUCCAACAUUCCGCCAACUGCAAAAUCAGUUUAUCCGAUCUGCGAGUGUGCGAAGAGACUUGCAUUCCUCACAACCUGGUGAAGAAAAAUCAGUCAGCAAAUCACCUUUCCAGUCAAGUUCUGAAAGGAAAUCUUUGAGGUACUCAACAGCUCAGAAACUUCUGAUAAGUUCUAAGAAACCAAUAGACUCCAUGGCUGUCUCAAAUGGAAAGUUAUCCCCACCGCUGAAAAUGCAGCAACAUUUGUCACCGAAGACAUCACUGACGUCAAGUAAAAUGAUGCCAUCAAGAUAUGAACCUGAUCACACGAGUAAUCCAUCUCCUUCAAGUGAAUCGAUCCUCGCAAAGCACCUGCCUCACUGCCUUCCAGCCCAGUGUCCUCCUACAAGUCUACAACUGAGCCAGUCGAAGGCAUCGUACCUCGCAUCAUACCGCCGGGAGCCACGUGAACGUGAGCGCGGCCUCCCCAACUUCGAGGGCAGCUACAAGAGAACCAUGUCGCCCUCGGGAGCACAUAUAAUUCAGUCUUCAGAACCGAUGAAGGAAAAGUCGGCAAGUCAAGAUUCUGGUCUCGAUGACAAACAAUCAUAUUCUGAAGGAAGCAAAAGUCCUAGUCAAGAGAACCUCGCGAGUUCAACAAUUUCAUCUUGUGAUAACAUAGAAACGUCAAAGACGUUGCCUAGGAACUAUUCUUUGUCCCUGCUGUCACCAACAAAGAGGCCUACGAGGACUCCAAGGACACAGUCAGACCCAAUCAAGGCAACUCCAAGGGAAGUGAUUGAAGAGGUGGCAAAGGCGUGUGAACCCAAGGAAGUGGAAUGUGACAGUGAGAGACUAAAGCCACCGCAAUCACCAAGCGCGAUGUCCGCUACAUCGACUUCAACAGAGGAGCUGAUAAGCGCGAGUGAGAGUCUUGUGAGUGUGAGUGCAGAAGAGGAUAGAACUGUAGAGGAGCCGCUGCGGCUUGUCCAGAGGACGGAGGUUACGCUGCGCGUAAAUGCUCCAACCACUGACACUGCUUGCCAGACCGACGUAGUGACCACUCCUCUGCCCUCCCCACCUCCUGCCACCUCCCCUGCCCCCUCUCCACCCCCUAUCAGGCAUCAGUUGCACGAGGAGAUUGAGUGUGAUCAGCUAUCCCGGGACUUGGCCAGCCAACUGAGUCCAUCUCACCGACUUCAAGGCAUCCUAGCUCCUGGACCAGAGGUGAAGCGAUCCACAGACUAUGUAAGUGGACUGUUCCGGUUGGACCUGGCGCCUCGGAUGCGGACAUCGGUCGCUAGCACUACACAGACCACUGUCUCACUCCCACCCACCCCAACUCCUACCAUUAGUAAAGAGGAAGAGAAGGAGAGAGAGAAGGGGAAAGAGAGAGAGAGUGACAGGUUACCGUCAGAUUCUGCCUACUUUACAACGUCUGAGUGCAAGGCUCGGUUGCUGCUCAGCCAGAACCAGCAGCCUCCGCUGCCUGGGAACACAAAUUUACACCAGAAAAAGGAGGAGCUAGUGAGCCGGCUGUCACGCAAGUUAAGUGUGCUGAGAGCAGAAGCGGUGGCAGUGGAGGAGGAAGGUCGAGUGAAUGAAGCCCUCGGCCAAGGAGUUGGUGAACGAGUAUCAGCACUCGCCAGGCCCCAUGAGGUCUCCAAGUUCCGUCUCCAUGUCAAGGAGGUGGGCCACAUCACAAGUCUACUGCUGGGCCUUUCCGGACGUCUGGCACGAGCAGAGAAUGCUCUCCUCAACCUACCGGACGAUCACAUCGAUCGGAAAACUCUAGAGGGGAAGAGAGAUAAGCUUCGAACACAAUUGGAAGAAGCGAAAGAGCUGAAGCGUAAUAUCGACCGCAGGAGUGAAGCUGUAUCCGCCACGUUGUACAAGUACUUGUCAGCAGAGGAGUAUGCGGACUACGACCACUUCAUCAACAUGAAGGCUAAACUGCUAGUGGACUCGCGGGAAAUUACUGACAAGAUCCAGCUGGGUGAGGAGCAGUUGGCAGCCCUGCGGGAGACCCUAGACGAGCCCAGGUGAAGUUGGCAACACUGGUCUGUCACGGUCGCUAGUCAUCACCUCCGCAGUGGCUCCAACGUUACCUUGUUAAUGUUGCUUAUGUUCUGUAAAUGACUGGUUUUCAUUGCUUUACAAGCGGUCAGCUCGACCGACACUUGUCAAAGGAUAUAAAACGUAGAAUUGUAAUGUUAAACAAUAGUCAUCACUGUGCAAUAUUCACUUUGUGAGACAACCACCAUCCUGUAACUUUUGAAUCUGCUGUAGUCAGUAAGUAACAGUAUUUUUAGUUUGUGGUAGAUUACUGUUCGUCAUUGUGAAUUUUAUACACAGAUCAACAAUUCACAUAAUAAUUAGUAAACUGUAUUUAAUCUGUAAGAAUGAAACUUAUUGUUGCUCACAGCAAAACAGUUAUGCAAUAAUAUUCCUAGUAUUUGCUAACAUGGUACUGUAUCUCCUCUUGUAGAUUUAAGCUCAAACAAAAUGAAAUUGUGUAAUUCUCACCUCUAUGCUAUCCAUACCGUAGUUGAAGUUAAAUAUAUAUAUUUCACAUUUGUUUUAUUUUAAAAUAUACUUAUGGGAUUAAAAAAUCAUUAUCUGUAUUGAACGAAAUUCUAGUUAUGUUAAUUGUUAAAUAAGGAAUUACUGGAAGCAGUAUGACAUUUUUUGAACUUUUCAAUCAUUAUAAAAUUUUGACAAGACAUUGUAAUAUGCAAGAUGAAUAUUUUACUGUACUCAUUGUCAUUUUAUUUGUAAAAUAUAACCUAUAGCAAAUUCUUCUAGUAAAAACGUUCAUAUUGUACAAUAGAUUUGUUGCCUUUUGUGCAGUAUAAAAAAUUAAUAAUUAGU
Homalodisca vitripennis (glassy-winged sharpshooter) is the source of this 5464-nucleotide messenger RNA. Its product is annotated as protein Shroom. Gene Ontology annotation, molecular function: actin filament binding. The record is from RefSeq and is a predicted model, not a curated record. Gene Ontology annotation, cellular component: cortical actin cytoskeleton; apical junction complex; apical plasma membrane. The transcript is spliced from 17 exons. Gene Ontology annotation, biological process: actin filament organization. NCBI's taxonomy places the organism in Eukaryota, Metazoa, Arthropoda, Insecta, Hemiptera, Cicadellidae. Bases 302 to 4639 code for a protein of 1445 amino acids.